Messenger RNA from Desarmillaria tabescens, 756 nucleotides. RefSeq names its product EXS-domain-containing protein. NCBI's taxonomy places the organism in Eukaryota, Fungi, Basidiomycota, Agaricomycetes, Agaricales, Physalacriaceae. Gene Ontology annotation, molecular function: inositol hexakisphosphate binding. Bases 1 to 756 code for a protein of 251 amino acids. The transcript has 7 exons. Gene Ontology annotation, biological process: cellular response to phosphate starvation; phosphate ion transport. The record is from RefSeq and is a predicted model, not a curated record. Gene Ontology annotation, cellular component: plasma membrane; cytoplasm; Golgi apparatus.
AUGUUCUUCAAGCCUUCAAGGUUCUGGCUUGUACGAAAUGUCGGUCGACUGCUCAUCCCGGGGGUGCAGCGUGUAGAGUUCUGCAGCCUCAUAUUUACGCUCUCGAACGUCUAUCUCUUUUUCUGUUCGUAUGCACAAGGCUUCGACCAGUGGCGACAAUGUGGUGCCGGUUCCAAACAUUGGCCAAUCAUCUUUGUUUUGGCCAUGCUUCCUCUCUUGUCCCGUCUUAUACAGAGUGUUAGACGUUAUGCGGAUUCUCAUCUGAUCACGCAUCUGAUAAACGGCGGAAAAUACGGGUCUGGAAUCAUUAGCUACCUCUUCUAUUUCCUCUGGAGACAUCAAGGUGGCAAUCACGGUGCAAUUUUCGCCCUUUGGUGCCUCCUCAACACUAUCUAUUCCCUAUAUGCCUCGUCAUGGGAUUUUCUGAUGGAUUGGUCAGUGCUGAAAGCGCACGCUAAGCAUCCACUCCUGCGGAACGACCUUCUGUAUUCUAACUAUGUUCCUAUCUCCAAUGUUAUCAUCAGGUUCAUCUGGGUCAUUUACAUUCCCCAAAGAGGUCCCGAUUUUUACCUGAGGUCGUUCAUUGCUGGGAUGCUGGAGUCCAUGCGCCGGGUGCAGUGGAACUUUUACCGACUGGAGAAUGAACAUCUCGGUAAUAUGGAUCAAUAUCGAGUAACACGAGAAGUCCCGUUGCCCUAUUCAUUGGACGACAUGGGACGUGAUAUGGACGAUGAUGACGUCGACGAUUCCCACUAG